GUCAUCGACACCUCUGAUCCAGAUUGGUGGCAAGGUAAACUACUGGGCCGCGUGGGUUACUUUCCAUCCAAAUAUUGUGUACGACUGAACGCCAAUGAGAAACCGUUACAAGUUACACAUAAUUUGCAAGUGUCAGAUGGUGAGCGAGGAGAAAACAUGACGCUCCUCAGAGAUCAAAUCGUUAUACAGACUGGCGAUGAGGUCAACGGUAUGGUGAUGGUACGCUCUGCAGACAAUCGUCAGGGAUACUGUCCCGUCAAGUACCUGCAAGAGGUGUGACAGCCAAAAGAGCCGCCAGCUGAACGUGACAAGCCGCAGAAGUCUUCGCUGUCAUCAAAACUUUUAGAUAAAACGAAACGUAGAAUAAGAAUUGUUGUAUCCGAGAAUGGUGGCAGUGGCUACAAUAAUUUGAGCCGUGAACCGAGCGCUCCUCCUGCCGAACAUGAAAUGAAGAAUAUAAAUAUCGAUUAUCAUGGCGAUUAUGGGGAGCCGAGUAGUAGUGAAUACUAUGGUGGUUUUGAUGCUGCCACCAGUGGUAGAAGUAAGAAUGACAAGAAUUGGGAGAACUGGGAGCGCAUAAGAGAACAAAAAUUAGAGAAAAUGAAAAAUAUUUGCUUUGAAAGUUACCGUCAAUCGAAACGAGAUCGAAUGCAACAGGCUAAACCGAAACCGAAACAACUCGACCCAUCGUGGUACACAGACAAUAUUUAUUCAAAUCGUUCCGAGGAUCUUGAGGAGGACUAUGACUAUGUGCCAGAGUGCCUAAAGUAUGGAACGUAUCGCAAGCUGCGCAACAUACGCGAGCAAGAUGAAUUCUUUGUGGAGGACGACUUGGAUGAUGGGCUGGUGCCAGAAUUGGGCGGUAAAGGUAAACGUGGCGAAGGUGAAGGUUCACCUGGCUAUGGUUUGCAUCGCUCAAUCAGCUGCAAAGAGUUUCAGUAUCCAAAGUCGCAGAGCUGUUAUAUGAUGAGUGGCGGCGGCAGCUAUGAAGGCGGCGGCACCACCUCAAUCUUGAAGAAAACCAAUGUGCCCAAAUCGUAUUCGUUCAGUGCGACAACGUCCAAGACGACACCCUUCGAUAUCAUGGACUACGAACUGCCACAUGCGGGUGCAACGCGCCGUGACAAACAGGAGGCCUUCCGCAAGUCCGCGGGCUACUACUGCAGCAGCAGCCUUGACGAGAGCACGCUGGCGUACGUGGCUCACGAAGCACCGACGUCACCGCCGCCGCCGCCAGCACCGCAGCCGUGUUGUGCGCGCGAGCAUUGCACCAGCGCCAAGUGUUUGCUAGAUGAAAUCUACCCGUGCUACCCGGCGGCGGCCGGACGCCGCACAUGGCGCAGCCGUGGCACGCCCGUGGGCAUGUAUGGCGCUGGAGCCAGCGGUGGUAGCAACAGGAACCUACACACCGCCUCCACCUCCGCCGAUUGGAUCGAGGAAAGAGAACGCGGUAGCCAUCGUGUGGCAGCGGCAUCGCGCUACUCCGUGCACUCGGGACGUGGUCGCGAUCACGAGCGUGAACGCCACAGCGAUCGCGAGUGCGAGCAGCCACCGCCGCCGCCACCAACGGUCGUUUGUUGCUGUGCCGCCGAUGACUAUUGCUACCACCGCCAGCAACAGCGCCAUAUUGCCAGGUCGCGUUCGCGCCUACACUGUCCCGGCCACCAUCCGGCAGCCGAGGAGGAAGAACAUUCACACUGCCGCGCCGUGGCCUACGACACCGAUCUCGAUCAUUUUAUACGCGACGAACGCGAGCGUCUACAGAUGCAGGACAAAUUUCUCGAUGAAGAUGAACGCUAUCUGUCCAAUGCCGGACCAAGCUCACACUACGCCGCGCAAUAUCGACGUCCAGCACGUAGUAAGUCAUUGCUGGAGGUGCAACCGCCAAGCCGCUACGACGACGAUACAUGCUCAGACUCCACCGAAAUGGAUUUGGAGGACUUCAAUGUCGACUUGGAAAAAUACUGGGCCGAAUUGGAUAAACCACCAAGUCCUGUAGAUUUAGAUAUGCAGCGACGCAAUAUGCAAAGCAAUCUUAAGGCAAAGAAUGUAAAUGUCGGCUGUUACAACAAUGGCCAACCCAUCGAUAUGCACGAUCGCGAGCAGGAACGUAUGAUGAUCAAGAAGUCGCUACUUGAGGGCAUGCCCUCUCCACCACAGGUGGAGUCGUCGGCGCCAGACGGCUCCGCAAUGCACCAUGGCGCCCAUAACUCCAGUGACUUUCAUUUUUUUGAGCAAGCGGGCUCCCCCCUUCACCGCGGCUACAACUAUGGCCACAAAGUUUACCCGGUCGCGGAUAGCCUACCCUCAUAUAAAUACAAUAACUUCUACACCGAACACGAGGUACAGACCAAACAACCCACCACCGGUGGACAUCACCCCUCCGCCAGUGGUCACUCUGCACUCAGUCUGAUCAACAAUAUAUUCUCCAUCUACAAGCCAAAUAAGUAUUCAGCCCAAAACUGCCAAAUGAAUGUUGAAGCCAAACCCGAGCCGUGCAAAAAAAUGAAUGUACCCACAACACGUCGACACCUUGGUUCAGCACCACAUCCCGAGUAUAUGCACUCAAUGAAACGACCAAUGCUAGUCAGCACCGAUCAGCCGCAAUUCAAGAUUAUACCAGAGAAGACGGGUCUGAAAAUUACACCGCUAUAUACUUAUGAAGACUAUGUCAUCGAUAAGCCACAAUCACGACAUAAACUGGAUGGCAUGGUGCGACCGGUGGUGCCCCCGCACUGAUGGUGCUGGACCUUUCCAUGGUAUGGCGGUUGUUAGAAAGCUUGAAGGAGCUGAUGGAAGGGACAUAAAACUGGAAAAUUAUAUUCUGAGUGACGCCAGGCUAUAAAAAAAGUUGGCAAAGAUUGUGCAGCAGUAAAAAGUUUUAGGGUGAAAGGUCACGGUAGCGGCGAUGGUGCCUUAUUCGUAAAGAUAUAGCGACAAGAAACUGCGCUUAAAUGUGGUGCUGUUUAACGCACAAAACGGGUUUUAACCGCAACAUCGACCAAGCCAACCAAAACGACGGUGAAGAAAUGUUAGGCAUAUUGAGCUAAAAAUUAGUAAUAAUCAACCUAUACCUUGGUUCAAGCUACUGUGUCGCCACCACCAGCAACACCAUAGCCAAGCCAUGAACCCCGUCAAUGUCAUCGUCCUCUUCGAUACAUCACCAAUUUUUGCGCCACUUUUAUUUUCCAAUAUCUUUAAUAUUUCGAUUUCGGUUUAGUCAACUUCAUACAGCUCCAAAAUAAGUGAUACAUUGAUAGAUAGUAUUGAAUCUCCGACGGGUACUAAAAAUCUGUACGAGCCUUGCGUUGUGGGAAAGUAAGUUUAUCUAAAGGCAGCAACACCAUACCACUGGAAAAUAAAUAUUAGCACGUUGUGAUAUGUAUGUAUAAUAAAUCUAUUUAUUGUAUAUAUCUUUGGGAUGCCAUUCAUGAUACAAUGAAGGGAAAAGAAAAAGAAGACAGGAAGUACCAAGCAGCUUAGAUGUGUACGCGCGAGUAUUUUUGGACGCAGGAGCUGCCCCAUAAAAUUCGCAUCGCAUUUUGAUCUCCGGACAUUAACGUUAAUUAUUCGAAAGCUUCCAAAAAAAAAA
Rhagoletis pomonella (apple maggot) is the source of this 3592-nucleotide messenger RNA. RefSeq lists its product as uncharacterized. NCBI's taxonomy places the organism in Eukaryota, Metazoa, Arthropoda, Insecta, Diptera, Tephritidae. The transcript has 3 exons. Bases 448 to 2739 code for a protein of 763 amino acids. The record is from RefSeq and is a predicted model, not a curated record.